AUGAAUAAACUCGAAAAUGACUGGUCCUAUUCUAAAUAUUCUUUUACUAAAAUAGAAAUAGAUGGUGUGUACAUCGGCAUAUAUUUUAAUUAUAAGGUGGUAAUAAAAGAUCUCAAAGAUCGUCUUAAAGCUCGCAAACCUUUCACCCCACCCCUCGAAGGAAUCGGCUUCGAAUAUGGCUUCAAUACAAAAACCCUCGACUCCUGGGCCACAUAUUGGAUGGAAAAGUACAACUUCACAGAGAGAGAGAAUUUCUUCAACCAGUACCCCCACUUUAGGACCAAAAUACAAGGACUGAACAUUCACUUCAUCAGAGUUACUCCAGAAGUGCCGCCAGGCAAACACUUAGUGCCCAUACUUCUUCUGCAUGGUUGGCCAGGCUCUGUUAGAGAGUUUUACGAAGCCAUCCCUUACUUGACUGCCGCCAGUAAAGAUAGAGAUUUCGUACUGGAACUGAUUAUACCAAGUCUUCCAGGCUAUGGACAUUCUGAGGGAGCAGUGAAACCUGGUAUGGGUCCAUUGGAGAUCGCAGUAAUCUUUAGGAACCUGAUGCAGAGGCUCCGCUUCCAAAAAUACUACGUCCAAGGUGGAGACUGGGGUUCCCUGAUUGCAGCCAAUAUUGCAACUUUAUUCCCGAACGUAGGAAGUGCUUGGCUAUCACGCAAACGUGAUCUUCUUAAUGACGCCAACUGUUACCUUCUUCGAACUCUUAGGCUCAAUAUAUCCACCUUAAGAGUAGCAUUAACGGACUCACCGUCUGGGCUCAUGGCAUACAUUUUGGAGAAGUUCUCAACUUGGACUCGUAGGGAAUUCCGGUCAAAGGUCGAUGGUGGUCUCGAAUUCAGGUUUACUAAGGAUCAGCUGAUCGACAACCUGAUGAUGUACUGGUCAACCAGAUCUAUAACCACGUCUAUGAGACUAUAUUCAGAAUGCUUCAAUAAAAGAAAUAUGGCUUUUAAAAUGGAUGAAAUCCCAACAACAGUGCCGACGUGGACCAUUCAAGCUAAAAAUGAAUUAGGUUAUUUACCACCCUGGCUCAUCAAGUUAAAGUACCCCAACCUAAUCAAAGACAAUCCCAUCGAUGAUGGUGGACAUUUCCUGGCGUUCGAACGACCACAGGUGUUCUCUGAAGAUGUCUUGAAUGCGGUCCAAGCUUUCAGACAGUGGCAUAAGAAGAGUAACGUGAAGACUGAUUUAUGAGAUAUAUAACAAAUGUUGUUUUUGAUUAAAUAAUUUAAUUAAAUUGUGAGUAAAUAAUUAAUUACUGUAUUAUAUGAAUAUUAUUUUUGCGUUUUUUGCCCUAAUAUAGAGUCGAUAGAAUUUUGUCUCUUAAUCGUUACUAAUAAAGAUAUAAACAUACAAAUUCUGUAA
Messenger RNA from Diatraea saccharalis (sugarcane borer), 1371 nucleotides. NCBI's taxonomy places the organism in Eukaryota, Metazoa, Arthropoda, Insecta, Lepidoptera, Crambidae. The record is from the annotation of a GenBank genome assembly.